Molecule: messenger RNA, 958 nt
Organism: Coccinella septempunctata (seven-spotted ladybird)
Lineage: Eukaryota; Metazoa; Arthropoda; Insecta; Coleoptera; Coccinellidae
Exons: 1
Coding region: 258-938 (226 amino acids)
Source: RefSeq, a predicted model, not a curated record
AGUUGGAAAAUUCGUUUAUAGUGGAUGGAUUUAAAAUAGAUUGCUGUACUAGAUUGAGUUAAUAAGUGUUUCUCCGAUAGGAUUCAAGAAUAAGUUUAUUAAAAUUUUCUCAGAGCAGAGUAAAAUCAAAUAAAUAAAAUAAACAAAGUGAUUGUGAAGGUUAUGUUUUAAGAUUGCUCGAAGAGAUUAUUUAUCUGGAGUGUACAGAUAUCUGCAAACUAAGGCGUCUCAUACACGUAAAUACUUUCUGAUAGAAUAUGGGAGCAACCGAUUUCAGCAAUGCGCAAAAGAAAUAUAUGGAAUCAUUAUUUGAGAAAUAUGGUGAAUUAAUCAGAGAUGAAAUGAGGAGAGAAAUUGGUGUGUUGAAGGAGGAAAUAAAUUCGUACAAGAUCAAGGUUCAUAGACUUGAGGAAGAAAAUAAAAAUUUGAAGGAAAAAAUUCAGCAGAUGGAUAAAAGAUCAAGAAGAAACAAUCUUAUUAUCUACGGAAUAAAGAGUGAAGGAAAUAACGUAGAGGAAGAAACGAAAAAAUUGUUGGAAGAUAAGCUUGAGAUAAAUUGCCCAGAAGAAAUUAUAAGAGAUAUUUAUAAAUUAGGAAAAGGGGAAUUAAGUCCGAUUUUGCUACAAGCGUACAACCAAAAGUCAAUUCAUCGGAUCCUGAAUUCAGCCCAUAAGUUAAAGAACUCUGGAGUUAACUUGGCUCCUGACUAUACACCAGAAGAGAGGGAGGCACGACGGACGUUGGUGAAACGUAUGAGAGAGGAAAAAGAACGAGGAAAUCAAUCAUAUAUCAGAGGAAACGCAUUGAUCAUCAACAAUCAAAAGCAUACAUUGGAGGAAAUAAUUGCAGGGGAAAAGGAGCGGGGUGGGAACAGAGAGCAAAACAGUGCCUCCACCUCCAGGGCAACCAGAUCGGCUAGCCAAAGAUCUCGCCAAUAGUUCAGGUGACAUAUUUUUUA